AAAGGUCCCCAUAGGAUCCCACAUUCCCCAUUGAGUCGGCAGAAAAAGGGCCCCCAUUACCCACAUUUCCCCAUCACAACAUAACGGCUCUUUUUCCGAAGAUCACUCACACCUUCAGCACCUCUUUCCCUUUGCAGUCCAGCUUAAAAUUGGAAGGUCGAAUUCGUCUUCAAUUUCGACAACAAAUCCAAACAUACCUGUUAAAAUUCUCUCCUCUUCCUUUCUCUCUCCUCGACCCUCCGAAAACUGCAGCAACACCGUAGUUGAAUGAUUUAGGAAGUAGUUCAUAGCCAAUUGUUUCCUAUUAUUUGUGUUUUACCGUAAUAGUUCUCUUUUGUACGCUAUAAAGCUCAAGCUUUUACCUCAUAUUUGCCAGUAUUACAGAAGGAGAGAGAAAAUGUCAGUUGCUUAUGCAGUGAGAAGCCAUUGCAAGAAGCUCGCGUCCUUUUUCCGUCGGGACUUCAAACCGUCGAAAUGCAAGACAUGGGCUCGAAUGACGACAGCUCGAAUUAAGCUGCUGAGGAAUAAGAGAGAGACGGUGGUUCGACAGAUGAGACGGGAUGUUGCGUUGCUUCUUCAAUCUGGUCAGGAUGCUACUGCUAGAAUUCGGGUUGAACAUGUCAUCAGGGAGCAGAAUAUGAUGGCUGCAAAUGAAAUUCUUGAGCUCUUCUGUGAAAGACUAGUUACGCGACUUUCUAUUGUUGCAAAGCAGAGGGACUGUCCCAAGGACUUGAAGGAAGCCAUCUCUAGUCUAAUAUUUGCGGGACCAAGAUGCUCAGACAUUCCAGAACUUCUUGCAAUACGAGAUAUUUUUCAGAAAAAAUAUGGAAAAGAUUUUGUAGCAGCAGCCACAGAUUUGCGUCCUGAUAGUGGUGUAAAUCGCAUGCUAAUUGAAAAACUCUCUGUUCAAAAUUCUCCUGGGGAACUGAAGCUUAAGGUCAUGAAGGAAAUAGCAAAGGAGUAUCAGGUUGAAUGGGAUACAACUGAGACAGAGACCGAACUUCUCAAGCCUCCAGAGGAGCGCAUUGAAGGACCACGAACAUUUGUUAGCGCUGGAAGUCUGCCAUUAAAUCCGGGAGCAGCACCUCCUGCUGAAGUUCAGAAACCUACAAUCAGAUUAUCAAGUGGUGAUGGUGGUAAUGAGAUGUGUAGUAUAAGUUAUCAAGAUGCAGCAUCAGCAGCAAAAGCAGCUGCUAAUUCUGCCAAAAAUGCCAUCGCUGCUGCCCAAGCUGCUGCUGAACUAGCUCAAACAGCUUCUUAUGAUUCGAACACAAGAACCAAUCAGCCAACACAUCAUGUGAACCAAGAGGGUAAUUUGGGAACCCAUGGAAGGGAAUACAGGUCUUACAGUUUAGGGGGUGCCAAUAAUUACCGCAAUGAUACUGACAUGAGCCCAAGUGAUAUGGAUGAUAAGAAUUUCAACGUACGACGGCACAGCUACAACGUUCUUCGUACACAGACUGAUAUAAAAUUUGAUGACUCGGACUGUGAUGAUGAUAUUGAGAUGGAACAACAGCCUCCGAAUGGCAUGUAUGCUAAACCUGGCAUGUAUGCUAAACCUGGGACUCCUCCUGUUCAUUCCAAGUUGCCAGACUAUGAUGCUAUUAGUGCUCGUUUUGAAGCUCUCAAGUACCACAAAACAUAAAGGGAUCACCGGAUUUACCACAUCACCUGUGGUCAGUCAGUCAGGGUUCAACACUCUAUACAUUUUAGUAUCCAGUUAUCUGUAAUAUACUUCCAUAUGUAGCUACAGUGAUUCUUGACAAUCAUUAUUCAUUUGGUCAGAUUUAAUAGUAUGUUAUGGUAUAUGAAAUUAUUAAUUUUGA
Molecule: messenger RNA, 1826 nt
Organism: Spinacia oleracea (spinach)
Lineage: Eukaryota; Viridiplantae; Streptophyta; Magnoliopsida; Caryophyllales; Amaranthaceae
Exons: 7
Coding region: 398-1645 (415 amino acids)
Biological process (GO): protein transport
Source: RefSeq, a predicted model, not a curated record